Messenger RNA from Plasmodium adleri (nom. inval.), 3732 nucleotides. Its product is annotated as phosphatidylinositol-4-phosphate 5-kinase, putative. The record is from RefSeq and is a predicted model, not a curated record. Lineage: Eukaryota; Apicomplexa; Aconoidasida; Haemosporida; Plasmodiidae. The coding region runs from base 1 to 3732 and encodes 1243 amino acids. The transcript has a single exon.
AUGGGAAAUAAACUUGCGUGCGGAGAAAUAAAGAACGAGGGUGUGAGGGGAUUAAAAACUGCAUAUAAUUUAGAAUUAGAUAAGUCUAAUAUUUGUGUAGAAGAUAAUAGAAGGUGUGACAAUAGAUAUGAUGAAGAGAAUUAUUUUUAUCGUUAUGAAAACGAAAGGGAUGUAGAAGAAGACAAAAGAGAAUAUAGUGAAGAUGGAAUAAAGGAAGAAGAUAAACUUAUUGUUGAUAAUAAUAAUUAUGAUGAUAUUUAUAAUCACGAUAAUGAUAUAAAUAAUAAAAAUAAGGUAAGGAAAAAAAUAGGGGAUGAUUAUAUGUAUAAAAAUUAUAUAAUAAAUGUUAAAAGGAUAUUAAUGUAUAUUAAAGAAUAUGAAGAGGAUUUUUUAUGUUUCUUCAAAAAAAAUAAUGUAACAAGUAUGAUAUAUUUAAAAUAUAUUGUAUUAAACUAUGAGACAUAUAUUAUGAUAAUUGAAAAGGGUGUUAUAUAUAUAGGAGAAGUGAAUGAAAAUAAUGAGAAAAAUGGUAUAGGAAUAAUAAUAACACCUGAUCAAUGUAUAUAUAUUGGUGAGUUUGAAGAAGAUAAGAUAACAGGAUUUGGUUUAUAUAUACAUUCAUCUAGAAGUAAAUAUAUAGGUUAUUGGAAGAGAGGAAAAGCAAAUAGAUAUGGUAUAUUUAUACAUCCUGAUGGUACAUUUUAUAAAGGUUAUUGGUUGAAUGAUAAACAAAAUAAGAAUGGUAUUGAAUAUGUAUAUAAUAAUUAUGUUUAUAUUGGUAAUUAUUUAAAAGGCGAAAAGAAUAAAUUCGGUAUUUUUGUAUGGAAUAAUGAAUGUAUGUAUAUUGGACAAAUAAAAGAUAAUUAUUUUUUUAAUAGAGGUAUAUAUUUUUUUAAUAAAUAUAAAAUAUAUAUAGGUAAAUGGAAAUCAAAUUGUGUAUAUGGGAAAUGUGAAAUAAUUUGGAAUGAUAAUAGACAAUUUUUUGGUUAUCAUAUAAAUAAUUUAAAAGAAGGAUUAGGUAUAUAUAAAUGGGAUGAUGGACGAAUUUAUUUUGGUAACUGGUUAAAUAAUAAACAACAUGGAUCUGGUAUAUUUAUUUUAAUUAAAAAUUUUAAAGAAUAUCAACAAUAUAUACAAUAUCCUAUUUUUCUUUUAUUUAAAAAUACAGAAAAAAUAAAAAAAAAUUUCCUUCUUAAUCUUUCAAAAGAAAAUAUAUUUUAUAAAGGAAAUAUUGGUAAAUAUUUUCAUAACCUUUUAAAUAAAUAUGAUAAUUAUAAUUUUUACAAAUUCUUAUUUAAUUUGUUAUAUAUUAAUUUUUAUGAAUUAUGUUCUUCAUUCUUUGAUUAUAUAAAGAAAAAAAAUAUAAAUGAUUUUAAGACCAAUCAUAAUUUUUAUAAUACAAUCAAAGAACAUAUAUGUGUAGUAACAGAUCAUUAUUUUAAUAAUCAAAUUUGUAAUCAGAAAAUGGAUCAAUUCCAAUCUUCCUUUUCUUUUCUGGCAGAUAUAAAAAAAAAAAAUGUCGAAAGGAAUACAAAUAUAAAAAAUAUUCUUAAUAAUAAUAUUAAUCAUGUGGAUGUUUAUCAAAAAAGUCUUUCUCCGAAUAAUAUAAAAAUGAAGAACAACAAAGAAAAUGCAAUGCUGCUUAAUAGGUUUCAUGAUCAAAAAAAUAAUACAUUUUGUAAUAACAUGAAAGGGUGUGAUAAUGAAAAAAUAAUCGUUGAUAAAAAAAAAUAUGAAAAUAAUAAUAAUAAUUUAAAAAGUUAUGUAAAUUAUGAAGAUCUAGAACAUAACCAAAUGAGUAGCCCUACCCAUGAACAAAUAAAUAGGACAUCUGAUUUAUUAGCAUUCCAAGAUAUACAACGUUUAAUACUUUAUAUAAAUUCAAUAAAUUUAAAUGAUAUGAGUGAAAAGGACAUAAAUAAGAAUAACCCAUUAUUUUCUUAUGCUUCUAAGAAUAUUCUUUUAAAAUAUGGUAAAUGGAAAAAUGGGAGGCUCAAAAAAUGGUUGUAUGCAAGUGAUGAUAGUUUGGGUGUUGUUAAUAUGAAUACAAUAAAUAAUGAUAAGAAUGUUUUAUCAUACAAUGGACAGAAUAAAUCUUUGCCAUCAUUUUGGAGGAAUAAAGAUGGAAGAAUGAAACUUUCUUUUUUUAACAUAAAAGAGGACGAUAAUAGUAAUAAUAAUAAUAUGAAUAGUAACCAUAACGAUAAUUUUAAUAGUAACAGUAAUAGUAAUAAUAGUAGUUCUAUUAGUAGUAAUAUUAGUAGUAAUAUUAGUAGUAAUAUUAGUAGUAAUAAUAAUAGUUACUCUUCCUCAUCCAUGUCGUCAUCUUCCACAAAUAGAAAAUGCAAAAAAAAGAAAGAAAAAAAAAAUAUAAUAAAAAAAAAAAUUAACGAACAAAUAUAUGACCCAUCAAAUAAAGUUGAAAAGGAUAUAAAAGCUAAGGAGGUAAUACCCCAAAAUGGUAAUAAUAAAUAUAUAUAUCAACAGAAUGAAAAAAAAGAUAUAUCAUAUGAUAAUGAUAACUAUUGUUAUCAUAGUGAUGAAGAUGAGAAUAUAUAUUUGCAUGAUGAAGAAAAAGGAAAUAUCCAUGUACCUUAUAAUACAAACAAGAUAAAAAAUGAAAAUAUGGAAAAAUAUAUAAAACCACAAGUAAUAAAUCAUAAAUUUAGUAAUGAUUAUAAUUUCAAACAACAUCACUUAUCAUUUAUCCACAAUAUAAAGGAAUAUAAUGAUAUACAAUUAAAUGAGAAAAAAAAUACAAAAAAAAUAAAAAAAAAUGGGGAACAAAAAAAAAAAUUAAAGAAUAAGUUGAAAAGUUAUAAAUAUUCAUACAAUACAACUAGUACGAGUGAUUGUAUUUCAAACAAAUCAAACCAUUCUAAAUCUUUUUUGAAUUAUGCUAGUGUGAAUAGUGGUAUACAAUCCUUAGAAGAUAAAAGAAAAGAUAAUACAUAUAACAAUACUGGGAAGUAUCUAAACGAUAAAUAUAUUGUAAGAGAUAUUUCUUAUAAGGAUAUACAAAGAAAAAAUAAUGAAGAGACUGAAAUGAGAUAUGUUAAUAAUAUCAUGAAGGAAAAUAAAAAAGAACAAAAUGAUGAUGAAGAUAUAAACAGAGUGGAAAAUAUAAAUAGCAAAGAAAAUAUAAACAGAUUAAAACAACAUAUAAAUACAAAACAAAAUAUAAAACAAAAUAUAAAAAAAAAUAAUAAGAACGAAGAAAUGAAUAUGUAUGCACUCAGUGGUGAUAACAAUAUGACAUAUGUCAAUGUGGAUGAUAUUAAAAAAAAAAAUAAACAAAAUAUGAUAAUAAAAAAAAAAGGAAUUAUAAGACAAAAUAAAAUGAAUAAAAAGGAAACAUUCUCAAAUGAAAGUCUUAUAAAUCAAAUGGAGACAGAUAAAAGAAAUUCAGAAAAUUCAAAAAGUUUAAAAAAUUUAAGAAAUACAAAAAAUACAAAGAAUAAAAAAAAUUCUACUUUACCAUAUAAAUAUAAAAAUUAUGAUUUACCAAAAAAAGGUUUCUCAUUAAUAUGGAGUCUUAAAAAAAGUAGGAGAAAUUCACCUUUAUCUACAAAAGAAAAAAUUAUGUAUCAGAAUGAUGAUCAAAGUUAUGAUAAUCAUUAUGAUAAAAAAUUUGUUCAAAAUGAUCAACUAACAGAUACGCAACAAAAAAAAAAAUCCUUUUUUAGAAACUUUCUAAGUGUUAACAAAAACAAAAAAAAAAACACGAAUUAA